Lymnaea stagnalis (great pond snail) is the source of this 2091-nucleotide messenger RNA. The record is from the annotation of a GenBank genome assembly. NCBI's taxonomy places the organism in Eukaryota, Metazoa, Mollusca, Gastropoda, Lymnaeidae.
AUGUUUUCUGGGGCUUUAUCAAAAGACCAUGGGUUGUCUCAAAUUGAUAUUCCAUGUUUAUGGGCCGCUUUAGUGUGCGUGCCACAUUUCAGGUGAGAAUAUUUAUAGUAUCACUUAGCUUCGUCAUCAAUGGAUGAAAUACUAAUUAUAUUAAGUGUAUAUCGAACUUAUUUCUACCUCUAAAGCAGUUUUACUUUAUUUGAAUUAGAGGUUCGUUUGAACAUUUUGAAUUUUUUUUUCUUUCUGGAAGUCAGUUGAUUUGUUUUCAAAAUUUGACUAUAAAUACAGUUAUAUGAAAAUAUUUCCUCUUUUAUCAGUUUUUCAGAGUUGAUCGAAAAGUCAGUUUUACUGUGGAAGAAAAUGAUAAGCGAGAUCAACGCCAAUGCAGAUCAUGUUUUAGGUAACUGGUUCUGUAUGCAGCCUUUUAAAAAGGAUAGUUUUUAGUAUUUUUUAAGUUUGUGAAAUAAUGUGUACAAUAAAUAUGGUCAUUUCUUAACAUUAAUUAUUAACUGUAUUUAUUGAAGCUCGUCAUGUAUUCAUUCUACAGGAGAAACUAGUUUGAUUGUUUUGAACCAGCUGUUGCGAAGUUUCCUCAUUUGUGUUCAAUCAAACAAGUUGGAAGCUCUGCCAGUAUCUUGUGAAGAAGUUUACAGCAUUCUAAGGUAUAUCUGUCCUGUCAGAAUUGUCUGGAUUUCCUCCUUACAACUAAGAUUUUAUUUUUUGCUUUGCUGUGAUACAUUUAAUUUCUGUUUUUUAAUUUUUUAACAUUACUUCCCUUAGAUUAUACCCCAAGAACGUAAGCUCUGUUCAGAUUGUUGACUUUUACCUGUCAAGGGAACAAAAUAAAGAGUUUCUUACAGAAGAGAGACUUGAAGAAACAUAUAAGCUACUUGAGCCGAACUUGGUUUCAUCAUCUCAUAAUGUAAGUUAAUGUAAAAUAUUUAGUGUCUGUGUUAAUCUAUUUUAAUAUAAUGUAAGGAAAACCAAAUGUGUUUAAAAAAAUUUUCCAACCGAAAAAAGUAGCUUUGCUGCUUUUUGUUUCGAGAUUUUUAAAAUGUUGCGUAAAUUUUUAAUUUUUUUUUACAUUCUUUAGUAAGUGUACCUUCAUUUAUUGCUAGAUAGGGAAAUAAGUUUUAAAGCAUUUUCAUUUUUCUUUAUAAGUACCAUGUUCAAAACUCAUGUCCUAUAUCUUACAGUAUUCUACUAAUGGUGAACUCUUUUCUACUUCCUUCAAAUCUAACAACUACUUAUUUGAUCACGUCAUGUUAUUUUUGUUUCAGAUGCGCUUGAUAACAUGUCACAUUCUGUCCAUGUUUCCUGUCCAACUGCCAGCUUAUGAUGAUGUAAGAAGUAAUUUCUAUCCUUGUGUGUUCAUUAGCUGAGAAUCUAUAUACUAUUUAUUGUACUGUUAUGUCACAUUAAAUAUUAGGCAGGAAGGCAUGAUGAUUUGUAUUAUUCCAUUAAUCUUUUACAGGAAUAUUUCUUUAAACUUUCUGUAAAUUUUUCAACUUAUUUUUUUUAUAGGGGAUAACAAGAGAGUGUGCUUUCAAAACAAUGCUUACUGCAGAGAAGAUGCCUUUACCUACAGUUCACAACUACAGAGAAAAACUUAUUUAUCUACGCAAAUUAGAAUACGGGAUGGUUGUGAAAUGUUUGCCCCUUGGUUCAUUCCAGAAGGUGUGUUAUGAUAAUGCUAACUCAUCUCUAAAAUAUUUUAUGGGUCAAUUGAUCCCACUUGCAACACAGAACACACUGCACUAACUUAUUUGCUAGUUUAAAAUAUGAAAGCGGAAACACAAAAACUAAUUAAAAUACUUCAUUUAAAAAUAGAUUAGUGUUUUCCAAAAUAAAAAGAUCCAUUUGUCUCUCAUUCUCUUUGAUUCUUGUUGUUUCGUCUGCUGGUGGAGGCUUCCUACUAAAAACCUUUAUUUGAUUUCCGUUUUUUUUUCCUUUUCAUGAAAGCUUUCACUCAACCUGCUCUACCGUUUCCUUAAUAUUCUUAACAAUGAUUUUCGGUGUUGCUUUCAAUCCUUAGGCUCCUUUACUGUUCUUACUGGGGAAUGAGUUUUGGAACUUCAAGCUUCUCUGGGC